GAGAAAAAGACGACGAGGAAGAAGGAUGUUACGUAGAUUCGAACGAUGUAUAAAAGAGAGAGAAAGAAAGAGACGAACAGAUAGAGAUAGAUAUAGAGAUAUAGAGAAAGAGAUGGAAGAUACGCAUCGAGUUGAUAACAGCGCCGACGGAGCGAGGAUAUCAUAGGUGCGUAUCACGUCGAUCUCCGCGUCGUGGACCUCCGUAAUCCGGUCGAUCUUCAGGGCCGAAGGUGGGGAUCCUUCAUGAGAUCCCGGAUUCUCUCGUUGUCACUGUCGUUCACCAACGUCAUAUCAGUUUUCAAAGAAUAAUCGUCGUUUUCGGACGGUUGGGUUGAUAUAUUUCGUGAAAAGCUGUGCCGACUUUGACGAACUUUCUCGCGAGAGAAAGAGAGAGAGAGAGAGAGAGAGAGAGAGAGAGAGAGAGAGAGAGAGAGAGAGAGAGAGAGAAAGAACUUUUUGAUACUUUAAAGAAAUCUUCCUUCGACCGAUUUCUAUCUAUUCGCAUGGGAAGCAAGUAAGCAAAGUUGCAGUGACGUCGUCGAUAGGUCAUAGGUCUCUCUCUUUCUUUCUUUCUUUCUUUCUUUCCUUCCUUCCUUCCUUCUAUCCUUCUUUCUUUAUUUACUCCUUUCUCUCGAGUGUCAUGUAAAAUGGAAAAUCGUAUGAUCAUACGAGAGAAGCGAGUUUGAAUCGAUCGAAAUAGCGGGAAUAUCUGAGAGAAAGAGACAGAGAGAGAAAGAAAGAGAGAGAGAGAGAGAGAGAGAGGGGGAGGGAGUAAGAGAGAGAGAGAGAGAGAGAGAGAAAGAGGGGGAGAAAUAUCAAGUUCCGUCGCGAGUUGUUGCUACGGUGUCGCGACGGUGUUCGCAUAAUUCGUAAAAGGAAAAGCGAUGCCAAGGACCGGAGAUCGGAAACGGGACGCGACACGGGAUUGAGGUCAUUCAGAGAGAGAGAGAGAGAGAGAGAAAUAGAAAUACAUUUGAGGGUUGACAGUCAUAUAAAGUAGGGCUAGCAACCAUACGAAUAUAUAAAGGAUAAUGAAGAAUUCAAAAAACUCGAGUAAUAACUCGGGCCACGAAAAAAAUGGGCCCGAGAGUUUGAAACUCUUGAGGGUGCCCAAUACCCCACCAACCACCCCAACGACACCCACAACACCAACCAGAGGCCUAGAAGAUGUUUUUAGGGAAUUACCUAUCACGGAUGAUACCUCAUGUGGUAUAUGGUGUCUUCGUGGACCAACCCUACAGAGGUUUGCCAAUAAAAAGGCAUACGUUUUCCUUUAUGGCAUCCUCGGUUGUAUAUUUUCGGCCAGUUACGCGUAUUUUAACGGCACAAUCACCACCAUCGAAAAAAGGUUCAAAAUACCCUCAAAGACUACCGGUCUUAUCACCGUAGGUAACGAUAUUUCUCAGCUGUUCGUCUCGGUGGUAUUGUCUUAUUACGCUGGAAGGGGUCACAGGCCACGAUGGAUCGCAUUCGGAAUUUAUACCGUUGUAUUAUUUUGUUGUUUGACAAUGUUACCACAUUUUCUUUAUGGACCGGGCGAGGAUGCACUGAUGUUGACGAAAGAGUAUGGCGGAAAAUUUCAAAAUCCGGACAACAACACGAUCACCAAUUUGAUCCCCGAUAAAUAUCGAAAAUUUUUGUGUUUGGGCAAAGAUGGCCGUGGGCAAGAGUGCGAGGAUACCGAUAAUAAUUUUGCUCCUCAAGUGUUGCUCUUUAUUGCCCAAUUAGUUUCGGGUGUUGGUGGAUCGCUUUAUUACACUUUAGGUGUUUCUUAUAUGGAUGACAAUAUACAAAAAUCGAAAACUCCUGCGCUCAUAAGUUUUUCAUAUUUUUUGAGAAUGUUAGGUCCAGCGAUAGGUUACGGUCUGGCAUCUUUUGCCUUGAAAUUCUACAUCAGUCCGACCUUGACACCGACCAUUACGACUCAGGAUCCAAGGUGGCUUGGCGCAUGGUGGUUAGGUUGGAUAAUUUUGGCCUUUUUGCUCUUCGUAUUUGCAUGCAUUAUCGCUCUCUUCCCAAAAACUCUACCAAGAGCAGCGGCUCGGAAAGUGUUAGCCUUAGAAAGAAAUAAAUCGGCUGCUAGUAUCAAGGGAAACGAUCAAGAACCUGAACUUCCUGCUUCCUUGUCAGACAUGUUAAGAACGUUCAAACGUUUACUGACUAAUACGACCUUGAUGUGCAAUAAUCUAGCUACGGUUUUUUAUUUUAUGGGUUAUAUGCCAUAUUGGAUUUUUAUGCCGAAAUAUAUCGAAACUCAGUACAAACAAUCAGCAUCAGUUUCUUCGUUGAUCACCGGUACUGUUGGUCUAAUUUCUAGUGCUUUUGGAAUUUUAUUAUCUGGCUUAAUAAUCUCCAAAUAUAAGCCAAAAGCUAGAUAUUUAGCAGCAUGGAACGUUAUGGUUGGUGCCAUAUCCAUCAUGGGAAUAAUUUCUUAUGCCUUUUUGGGAUGUUCUGCAAACGACGAUCAAAUGGCUAUUCAAUCGAACGGAGUACUGAAAACCCAAUUACCUUGCAACGAGCUUUGCCAUUGUGACUACGUUACGUAUAAUCCAGUCUGCUCAGAACAUGGUCAAACAUUCAUUUCAGCCUGUCACGCCGGUUGUAGGAGCAUGAAGCUUUACGGAGACGGUAGCAAAGUCUAUACCGACUGUAGUUGCGUGAAAUCAAAAUUUUCUCACGUUUUAACGCAUUUCAUUAUGGCGAACAACACUUCAAGCUUUACAACCGAGAUAACCACAGAGAUGACGGAAGCCGAGUCGAUGCCAACUUUAGGUACAGCGAUACCCGGGGCCUGUCCUGUCGAUUGCAUGAGUAAAUUUCAUAUAUUCCUCGCGGUUAUGUGUCUACUCAAGUUUAGUGGUGGUACCGGAAGGGCAUCGAACUUUCUUGUUUCCGUAAGAUGCGUUGACGAAAAAGAUAAAACAGUAGCUAUGGGUUUUAGCUUGACUAUUAUGAGUUUAUUCGCCUUUAUACCGUCACCUAUUUUAUUUGGAUUCAUUUUAGACAAAACUUGCCUCGUAUGGGGUAAGACGUAUACAGGAACUGGAAAUUGUUGGCUCUACAAUGGCGAGGCUCUUAGAUACUUGCUGAACUUCACCGCGGCGAGUUUCGUAAUCAUCGGAACAUUGUUCGAUAUUGGUGUCUGGUAUUACGUGAAAGAUGUAAAAAUCUUCGACGAAGAAAUCGAAUUAGAGGAUAUCACGGAGGAGCCAGGUGAUACACUUUGAUAGAAUUUGAUGUCGUGUUAUUCUUCAAAACGAGACGCAAGCAAAUUUGAGACGAAAAGAGUUGAAGAAAAAAAAGAAAAAAAGAGAGAGACUUGAGUAACGAAGAAUAAGAAAGGAAAAAAGAUAAAAGGCCGGCGAAUAAAGACUUUACAAGUACCUUAAGAAUCAUUUUAAAUAUUUAAAGCUCGUGAUAUAUAUAAGAUCGAAAUCUUAUAUUGGUUUAUCAUUUGGAAGAGACUAUUUGUCGAACAGAACUUAGUCUCCUUUCAAUUAAUUUUACUAACGUUCUCAUUUACUUGAUAUCUGUGUGAUCAUACGAAUUAAAACUGUAAAAAUUAAUUAUUUCUUCUCGUAGGAAUCAUAUUCAUAAUCGACGAAAAUUAAAUUAAGCUAAUCACCGAUGAACGAGAAUGUCAUUAACAGGAAUCUUGUAUAUGUUGCUUGAGAAAAAAAUAAUGAAAUAUUUUAUGAUA
Messenger RNA from Vespa crabro (European hornet), 3700 nucleotides. RefSeq names its product solute carrier organic anion transporter family member 74D (gene Oatp58Dc). The coding region runs from base 1032 to 3227 and encodes 731 amino acids. Lineage: Eukaryota; Metazoa; Arthropoda; Insecta; Hymenoptera; Vespidae. Gene Ontology annotation, cellular component: membrane. The transcript is spliced from 7 exons. The record is from RefSeq and is a predicted model, not a curated record. Gene Ontology annotation, biological process: transmembrane transport; sodium-independent organic anion transport. Gene Ontology annotation, molecular function: protein binding.